This is a messenger RNA of Aureobasidium melanogenum CBS 110374, 1635 nucleotides long. Its product is annotated as MFS general substrate transporter. The transcript has a single exon. Gene Ontology annotation, cellular component: membrane. NCBI's taxonomy places the organism in Eukaryota, Fungi, Ascomycota, Dothideomycetes, Dothideales, Saccotheciaceae. The coding region runs from base 1 to 1635 and encodes 544 amino acids. The record is from RefSeq and is a predicted model, not a curated record. Gene Ontology annotation, molecular function: transmembrane transporter activity. Gene Ontology annotation, biological process: transmembrane transport.
AUGACCACAACACAGCAUCAACGCGAGCAAGAUGCUCUAGAAGAAAAUAUCAAAAUACAAUCAGAUCCGGAUGCCGCGCCCAUAGAACCUCUCGAAUCCGACGAAAAAGGCAUUCAAAACUCUGUUUCAGCAAUCGAACAGCCUUCCGACGAUGGCCUGUACUCGGUAUUUUCGCCAACGCAGAAAAAGUUGAUUGUUUUUACGGCAUCACUUGCUGGCUUCUUUUCUCCGUUGAGUGGAUCUAUCUACUACCCGGCGCUGAACACGAUAGCGGAGGACUUGGGCAUCACAUCAACAAAGGUCAACCUUACAGUCACGACAUAUAUGAUUGUACAAGGACUGGCUCCUAUGUUGACUGCAGGAUUUAGCGAUGGAGCAGGUAGGAGACCAGCCUAUAUCGCUUGUUUCAUCAUUUAUCUGGCUGCAAACCUUGGUCUGGCUCUACAAAACAACUAUGCAGCACUACUGGUUCUUCGUUGUUUGCAGAGUGGUGGCAGCAGUGGCACUAUUGCACUCGCAAAUGGAGUCGUGGGUGAUACCAUCACAUCUGCUGAGCGUGGAAGCUAUGUCGCCUUUGCCUCUGUAAGCUCAAUCCUAGGACCAACUCUGUCUCCCAUCCUAGGAGGUUUGCUCAGCCAGUACUGGAACUGGCACGGUAUAUUCUGGUUUCUGCUGGCUUUUGGAGGAGUCUUUUUCAUUCCACUAUUCCUGUUCUUCCCAGAGACCUGCCGGAAUGUGGUUGGCGAUGGUUCUAUACCACCACCCAAGCUCAACUGGAACCCCACGGACAAAAUCAGACACGAAAAUCGAGAAAAGGCUGGACUGCACGUCGAUGAGAAGAAACAAGAGGAGCUUCGCAAGAAAUAUCGACUCAGGUUUCCGAACCCACUAUCUACGCUUGUCGUUCUAGCAGACCUGGAGUCAGCUUUGAUCUUAAUCGCUUCUGGAUUAACCUUGUCUUGCUUCUAUGCCGUCAGCACUGGCGCUUCCACAGCCUUUCGAAGCGUAUAUGGCUUUGACGACAUGCAAGUUGCGCUGAUGUUCAUUCCCUUUGGAGUCGGAGGCAUCGUGUCAGCCUUCACGACAGGAAAAGCCGUGGACUGGAAUUAUCGACGACAUGCCAAAAUCAAUGGCUUCCCAUUCAUCAAGAACAAACAACAAGACAUGACGGAAUUUCCUCUGGAAAAAGCUCGUUUGGAGAUUGCGAUGCCUCUAUUUUACCUAGGUGCAUUAACUAUCCUAGGCUACGGUUGGGUCAUGGACAAACAUGUCUCGCUGGCGGGACCAAUCAUACUGUUGUUUGUCAUGGGCUACGCACUUACUGCAGCGUUCCAAGUCUACAAUAUCUUGAUCGUAGAUAUUUACCCUGGAAAGCCGGCAACGGCUUCAGCAGCGAACAACAUCGUACGCUGCGAAAUGGGAGCUGCAACAUCAGCAGCCAUCGUACCCAUGACCAAGGCGAUGGGCAAUGGAUGGGCAUAUACCCUACUAGCUUUCUUGUUGAUAGCUUACUCGCCAGCAAUGUUGUUGUUGAUGAAGUCAGGGAUAAAAUGGCGGCGAGCAAAGAAGCAAAAACAAGAAGAGCAAGCGGCAAAGAUCGCGAAAAGCACAAUCGUAGAGUCCGAAAAGCCGUAG